AUGGUUAAUUGGAGGGAGAUAUUAGCAAAUAUUGAGCAAGGGGGUUUAGGGGUUAGAAAUCUUGCAGAAGUCAAUGACUGUCUUUUGCUCAAAUGGUGGUGGAGGAGGGUUUGGAGUGAUAUUCUUCAACUUGUUCAUAAAAGACCUGCUCCUGUUGAAUUUUACCUAUCAAACCUUAAACUAUCAGUAGGGAAUGAGGAUAGAAUUCAUCUUUGGGAGGACAAGUGGUUGAAUAAUUUAUACCUGAAGGAGGAGUUUCCUAGAUUGUAUAGCUUAUCAGAGGAGAAAGGCUGUAAUUGUAGUGCCUUUGUAGGCUGUAAAGAGUUCACCCACUACCACCUUCAGACGCCUUUGCAUUAUCUUAAUGUAUAUUUGUAUGCUUUCGGUGAGCCACUAGCAUGGGAGGAAGAGGAGGUACUAAGAUUGCAUGAGUUGCUCAGGGAAACACCUACUCUUUCUUUGGAGUCUAAGGACUCAUGUCAGUGGAUGGCCAAUCCAGAAGGAUCUUUUACAGUAGCAUCAGCAUGGAAGUGGUGGAUGUAUUCAAAAGGUCCGAAUCUCAAUGUUACUAAGGACUUAUGGAAAAAUUUUGCUCCAUCCAAGGUAAAAUUCUGUGGGUGGUUAGUUUGGAGAGGUAGGCUUAAAACUGUAGCUGUUCUAAAAAAUUUAAGAGUGUUAAAUGAGGACUCAGAUUCAUUGUGCCUGUUUUGUAAAUCAGAGGAGGAGUCAGUUCAUCAUCUCAUGUUGUUUUGUCCAUUUGUUGAUAUGAUGCAAUGGUGGGGUCUGGUGUGGGUUUUACCCGGUUUAGUUAAGGAUUUAUUGCUUUGGUGGUCAGGAGUCAAAUUCAGCAAGAUAGUCCUCAGAAUGUGGAAAGUAAUACCUUUAGCUGUUAUGUGGUCAUUAUGGAAAGCUAGGAAUGAAUGUCUUUUUAGUGGCAAACCAGUUGAGUGGAAUGAAUUAGCAGAGUUGGUGAAUGUAAGGGUAGCACUUUGGAGUAAAUUGAAUAUUGAGGGGAUGCACUACUCAGUGCAGCAGAUAGUUACUAAUUUGCAUCAGACCAAGGCUUGUGUUGGGAGAAGAAGGUUGCCACUUGGUUGA
This is a messenger RNA of Camellia sinensis, 1098 nucleotides long. Lineage: Eukaryota; Viridiplantae; Streptophyta; Magnoliopsida; Ericales; Theaceae. The record is from RefSeq and is a predicted model, not a curated record.